Labeo rohita (rohu) is the source of this 2394-nucleotide messenger RNA. Its product is annotated as adhesion G protein-coupled receptor E3. Gene Ontology annotation, biological process: cell surface receptor signaling pathway; adenylate cyclase-activating G protein-coupled receptor signaling pathway. The transcript has 17 exons. Gene Ontology annotation, molecular function: G protein-coupled receptor activity. NCBI's taxonomy places the organism in Eukaryota, Metazoa, Chordata, Actinopteri, Cypriniformes, Cyprinidae. The record is from RefSeq and is a predicted model, not a curated record. The coding region runs from base 1 to 2313 and encodes 770 amino acids. Gene Ontology annotation, cellular component: membrane.
AUGAUUCAGUCAGAAGGUGUGACAGGUCUUUCACCUGGAGCAGCUGUCAAGGAUGGAGUCGUCACUCGAAGUGUCUGCGGUAACUCUGGUGGUAACUGCUACUAUUAUGAGUCUUACCCCAUUCAAGUCAAAGCCUGUCCAGGCAAUUAUUAUGUCUAUGAGUUGGUUAAACCAACUGUGUGCAUUUCAGCAUACUGUGCAGAUGUUGGCAGCAUUAUCACCAGUUCUAAAGGCAUCACACCAGUAACCAUCUCAGCUGUACAUCUUUCUUUUGACCCCUGCUACAACUACACUGUGCUGGACAAUCCAUGGAGAGCCACCAAUAAUACAAAUGAUUUAGUCAGAAGGUGUGACAGAGAUCUCACCUGGAGCGGCUGGUAUCGUCUCUUUAUUAACAACAUGAGCGCUCAGAUCCCAGACAUGUGUGUUGUAUACUAUAGCUGUGGCACUGAUAUCGCACUGCGGAUUCGUGGUGGGCACCCAACAGUUGAGGAUGGAGUCAUCACUCGAGAUGUCUGUGGUCACUGGGAUGAUUACAACUGUUAUAUUAGGUCUUACCCCAUUAAAAUCAAAGCCUGUCCAGGCAAAUAUUAUGUCUAUGAGUUGGUUAGUCCAUCUCACUGUCGUUCAGCAUACUGUGCAGCUGUUACUAAUAUCAGUAGCAGCACUACAGCAGUCACACCACAGAUGAGCUCAGCUGCUGUUACUAACCUCAUCAGCACCACUACAACAGUCACACCAGAGACGAGCUCAGCUGUUCAGAAUCAGACCUCUAGAGGUUGUUUUCAAAAUCUUUUUGAGCAGAUUGAGAACAUUACAGCUCAUGUGCUUCCUUUGAAUACUGUGACAAACAUUCUGACUGUGGCCUUCAACACUACAGAGAAGAUUUUAGAGUCAUCGUCAUCAGCAAACCCAACUCAACUAGCCUCCUAUGGAAACAGCAUGUUAAAAGUCAGCGAGAAACUCAUUUCUACAUUGGUGAAGCCGACAGACACAAGUGACAGAAUCAAUUUUACUCUUCCUGCUGUAGAGGGUCAAGUCUUCAUGGUUGGACCACAGGUCACCUUAGAUAAAAUCCCUCGACUUGACACAACAAAUUCUUCCGUGGACAUUGAUCUCAUUGGGAUCGCCAAGAACAACAAUGAAACAAGAUCAGCUGCUGUGGCGUUCAUGAGCUACAACAUGAUGGAGAAUCUACUGAAGCCAGACCUCUUCAACACAUCAAAUGAUAUGGUUAAAACCAUGAUGUCCACUGUGAUCUCAGUUACUCUUCCCAAAACCACCAACACUAAGCUCACCAAACCAGUCAACUUCACCUUCAGACACAUCAAAGAGUUUGAUCCCAGUGGUUCUCUGUUCUGUGUGUACUGGAAUAUCAGCGAGUGGAUUCUAGAUGGUUGUUCUGUUUUAGAGACCAACAGCAGCUACACUGUGUGUUCCUGUGAUCAUCUGUCAACAUUCGCUCUCAUCAUGCAAACCAGCCGCCCACCAGAGAGCGACUCACAGCUGGAUCUGUUGAAUUUGGUGUGUGUGAUCGUGGGGCUGGUGUUCUUCAGUUUGGCUCUGUUGAGCUUUGUCCUUUGUCAGUGGAGUCCUGGAGUGAAUAAUGUGGCUCGAAUCAACAUCUGCAUCAGUCUUCUGUUGGCUCACCUUCUGUUCCUGCUCACUCAGCAGUUCCUGAGUGUCAUACGGCCUCAUCAGGUGUUGUGUGCCGUGAUCUCAGGCCUUCUGCACUUCCUCUUUCUCUCCGGCUUUGUGUGGAUGUUCAUUGAAGCUGUGCUGCUCUUCAUCUGUGUGAAGAACCUAUCACAGAUCAGCUCCAAAAAGAGGGAGGUGCUUAGCACUGGAUUCCUGUGUGUGAUUGGAUAUCUGGUUGCUCUGGUUGUGGUGUGCGUGUCUGUCGGUCUGGUCCCUGAAGGCUAUGGCAGCGAACAGUGCUGGAUUAAAAUGGAUAAAGGCUUCAUCUGGAGUUUUCUGGGUCCUGUUUCCAUCAUACUAGCUUCAAACAUGAUUCUCUUCAUCAAGAUUGUCAUCAGUCUGAACUUAACUCUCAAAAAUCUCAAUGCUGAAGUUUCACAGAUGAAACAAACCAAGGUUAUGGCAUUUAAAACACUGGCUCAGUUUGUGGUUCUUGGUUGUCCCUGGAUUCUGGGUUUCUUCACUAAUAGCAAUAAGAUGCUGGAGAUCCUCUUCCUGAUCUUGAACUCCCAGCAGGGAACCUUCAUCUUCCUGAUCUAUUGUGUUCUCAAUAAUGAGGUCAGGCAGCAGUACAGGAAGUUCUUCAGAUGUCUUUGCUGUGUCAAACAACACUGAGGACCACAACAUGAUGUUCAGAAAGUAAUAAAUGCUGCUCAAGUGCCAUUAAUAUACAUGUUAUUUUAAAACAGAGAAUUU